CUUUCCAACCCUCCCAACGGUCGUAUUUCUCCACACAGAUUCAUCAAAACCAUCAAUGGCCGUUUCAUUUCCUCUUCCCUUUAAACCCAAACUCCACUCCCAUUCAAUCCAAUCCUCUUCUUCUUCUUCCUCUUUCAUCCAUUCUUUUUACUUUUUUAUUAUUUGAUUUCCACUUUUCGCCUCUCUUCGUCGCCUAAUCAUGCGCUGCUUUCGAGCUUGUUUUGGUCGUUUGAAGCGCCGAAAACCGAGAAAGUCUACCGUCGGAAUUUCCCCUUCAAAUCAUAUUGUUAAUGCUUCUGAAGGUGUUCGUGAAUCGGAAAAAGCGAAGGAAGUGGCUGAUGCUUCGUUGAUUAACAUAAAUAAGAAUUCUCUAUGUUCUUUAAUAAACAGAGAGAAACGUGAAGAGCAGAUUGAUCUGCGUCACACAACUGAAAAAGUACACCCAAUUGUUGAGAAUGUAAAAGUGGUUCCUACUAAGAAUGUUGAAAAUAAUUUGGAUAAGAUUAAGAAAAAGGAGAAGAGUAGAAUGGAUAUUGAUGAAUCAAGAAAUAGCUCAACUAUAUCAAAUGCAUUUUCCUUACCUCUCAAUCAUAGGUAUUCAAAUUACCAAAACAGUGAUGAUGAAGAAUAUGUAGUAAAUGGGGGCUGUUUAGAUGAAAAAGAAGAACGAAAACAUGAUGCUGGUGGUGGGAAAAGAAAAAUUAAGUUAUUAAGUAAGCAAGUGUCUUCAGAUUCUCUCUUUUCUUUGUCAAUGGGUUCAACAAGAUACUUUCUUGCAUCUGAAGCUGGAGAGAAUGAGGUUUACAGUCCAGUUCCAAGCCGUUGUUCUAAUAUUCAACCUGACAAUGCUUCAUUGGACGAGAAUGUUGAUUUUGUUCGUAACCCAAUUGAGAAUGAUACUCAUUCUUUGAAUGCUGCAAAAGUGAUAGCACAACCUCCAGUUGAUCAUCCAGAAAAGGAGAAUACUAAUCAUUUAGACAAAGAUUCUGAUGGUCUCAUCAGUCCGGAACCUACUUUUUGUUCAAUGAGAAAGUUGAAAGAAGACGGUAGCAAUAGAAAGCAUGUCGAGGGCAAGAUUACGGUCAAUACCAGCCUUUCAAACUGGUUGGUUGAAUCUGAAACCACACCAAAAUCCGUUGGUAAUUCUAGCUCCAUUGGAAACUCACCUAUGUGGUCAAGUUCAGCCAGAAGCUAUGAAGAUAGGCCAAUUUUAGGAGCAUUGACUCUUGAAGAGCUUAGACAGUUCUCUGCAUUUUCGACUCCGACGCGAUAUAGGAGUCGGAGUCCUGAGGAGAUCCCCAUCAUAGGCACUGUUGGGAGGUACUGGAGUCAUACAGAAGAGUAUGCAGAUUCCAUUCCACGCUCCUCUUGUUCGGGAUCAACGAAAGCGAAGAAGAGAAUCAGAGAAGAUGAGAGGGUCAACUGCAAUUCUACCCCAUUUCUAGAAAGGUUGGACACGGCUUUGGCAUCAAACUCUCCUAAAGUUUAGUAUGUCUCUUACUAGAACAUUGUAUGUGUGUGAUCUUGUCUUUUGUCAUUUCAGUUUGUCUUGGAGAACUGAGACCUUUCUUUUAGAUGUAAAAAGCUAUUAGAAAAAUAAGUACAUAGUAUUUUAUACAAUAAGUAUAAUAAGGUUCCUUCU
This is a messenger RNA of Cucurbita maxima (winter squash), 1642 nucleotides long. RefSeq lists its product as uncharacterized. The record is from RefSeq and is a predicted model, not a curated record. Bases 200 to 1489 code for a protein of 429 amino acids. Gene Ontology annotation, biological process: male meiosis II. The transcript has 4 exons. NCBI's taxonomy places the organism in Eukaryota, Viridiplantae, Streptophyta, Magnoliopsida, Cucurbitales, Cucurbitaceae.